Messenger RNA from Aspergillus saccharolyticus JOP 1030-1, 1974 nucleotides. Its product is annotated as FAD binding domain protein. Gene Ontology annotation, cellular component: cytosol. Bases 1 to 1974 code for a protein of 657 amino acids. Gene Ontology annotation, molecular function: flavin adenine dinucleotide binding; [methionine synthase] reductase (NADPH) activity; FMN binding. The record is from RefSeq and is a predicted model, not a curated record. NCBI's taxonomy places the organism in Eukaryota, Fungi, Ascomycota, Eurotiomycetes, Eurotiales, Aspergillaceae. Gene Ontology annotation, biological process: homocysteine metabolic process. The transcript has 2 exons.
AUGUUUCAUCCAUCUCUCCCCAUAGUCCACGCCGUACCUCAGGCGCCUUCGUCAAGGCUGGCAACGCCACAACCUCCCCUCCCGUCCAAUGGGGAGCACAAGAGCAUCCCAUUGUCCUCGACAUCCCAUCCCGAUAAUCCGGUUCCUGAAGAGCCUCGUGGAGUCCGGGCGUUAUCUGUAACCGACAUCAAUUUCAGCAUCUCCUCACCAUCAUUGCGCGUGCCCGAAUCCACGGAUUCCGAAUCGCCGACUCCCGCGCAGACUCCCGACACAGAAUUUUCGUCGGAUGCAGAGGAAGCCCUGCAAAAGUCCUCGGUUCAAGAUGGCCCUGAAAAGCAGCGCCGAGCAUCCACCGUUCUGAUUUCCCAGAACUCGGAAGACAUGAGAAGAAUUUUGGAGAAUGUGGGUGUGGCUGGGACUCAGAAGCUUCAGCCUCUGUGCUGCGGUGGUGGUUGUUGUCGCAGCCAGCCUUUGGCCAAUAUCCCUUCUCCAGUAGCGGGAGCGAACGUUGUAACUCCUCCGGACAAUCAGGCUUAUCAGAGCCUCAAGCUCAAUGUCGCCUAUCUCACCCUGGACAGCGAACUAACGAAUAUCGUUUCUUUACCCGAAAAGACGGUCUCCUUCUCUACAGUUCCGAAAUCGGCAGUAGACCUGCAAUUAGGCUCUCCGAACCACCCGCCUUCUUUCGUCCAACCUCACCCCCCUUAUGACGUCUUUCGUGCGCCUCUGCACCAUGCCCGGGAACUGACCAAGACCGGUGCUGAGAAGCGUACAUAUCAUUUUGACAUCGAUGUAACGGACUAUCCUGCGGAGAGCGGCAGUGUUGAUUUCGUUGUGGGUGGGGCCAUUGGAGUGUGCCCCAAGAACAAGACUGAAGAAGUCGACGACAUCUUCACCAUGUUAGGUGUACCUAAGUCGAUUCGCGACAAAAAAAUCACCGUACGCACCUCAAAGGGCCGGUGGCCCACAAUUUGGGGCGACGAUCAGCCCCGUGAGUUGAUCACCACCCGAAGGGAGCUAUUGAACUGGUGUUCAGACAUUCAGAGUUAUGCACCCACCAAGGGACUAUUCCGACUACUUGCCGAGUAUGCCAGUGAGCCAAACGAAAAGAAGAUCCUUUUGUUCCUGGCCUCUGCCCAAGGACAAGGUGCUUUCUGUGACCUGCGCACUAGUUCGCACAUAACUGUGUCUCAACUGUUGCACGCCUUUCCCUCAGCUCAACCUCCAUUGGAUCAUCUUUUAUCCGUCUUGAAUACUCUCAUGCCUCGCUUCUACUCCCUUUCUCAAGAUCCCCUGUUAUCCUGCAAGGAAAAAGGGACUCAGACUCGUCGUCUUGUUGAAGUAGCGGUGACUGUUGCGGAGUCGGAUGACUGGAAAGGAGGUAUGCGUACGGGUGUCGGAUCUGGAUUUCUUGAGCAGCUCGCACGCCAAGUGAUUGAGGCGGAAAAGAAGGGUAUUGACCCUUCCACCCUCGAUCUUCAUGUCCCUAUGUUCCGGGGCUUGAUGGCCAAUCCAUUGGCUAAGCAGUUCACAUCUGAUGGGCCUAUGCUCUUGAUCGGUGCUGGUGUAGGCAUUGCUCCCUUCCGCGGAUUCGUACAGCGACGUCUCCAGUCAGCCAACUGCGCAAACAAGGUUUGGGUCUUGCAGGGUGUUCGCGAUUCCCUCUUGGAUGAGCUCUAUCGUGGAGAAUGGGGUGUCGAUGAAGAGAAGGUGCGCACGGUAGUCCAGAGCCGCCGCGGUGAGAGCAAGUAUGUUCAGGAAGAAGUCCGCCACCAGGCUGAUUUGGUAUGGUUCGUGAUUAACGCUCUGGAUGGUCGAGUCUUCGUCUGUGGUAGCGGCAAAGGUAUGGGCGAGGGCGUCGAGGAUGCUCUUGUUGAUGUUGCUAUGGCCAAAGGCAACUUGAACAUGGAGGAAGCGAAACAAUUCUGGGCAAAUAAGAAGGAAGCUGGACAGUACAUUGCCGAAACCUGGUGA